ACUAAUGCUUGCUGCUCUUGCUUAUGAAUAUUACAACAAGGGUUCACACAGGAGUGUGUGUGUGUGUGUGUGUGUGUGUACAGUUUGUGUGGUGGUGUGUGUGGAGGGGAGGGCGCAUUAGAAUAAACUCAAGAUCAUUUUCCUGGGUGGCCUGAGUGCUUCAUUGUCCUGGUUAAAGUUACAAUCCUGUAGGAAAAUCAGCUAUAUUUAUCAUUUCAGAUAUUAAGAUGAGCGCAGACACGGUGGAGCAGUCGGAGGCUCAAGCUGAACAGGCAGAGCAAAACGGGAUCGACUUCAAUCGACAGAUAAAGACAGAAGAUAUCCACGACUCGCCUCACUCAGCCUCCACGCUGAAGACAUGUCACCUGACGCAGAGCUCUCCGAUGCACGGAGGUCAGCUGACUGGGGUGAGACACUCAACGGCUCUGGAGCUCACCUCUCUCCACACCAUGCAGCAGCUGGUUCUGAUGCCACCGUCUCACCUGUCCUCUCCGUCCCCCUUCCUGCUCUCCCAGAGUCCCAGCAGCCACCAAGCCCUUCUGCAGCAGAACCUGCUGUCUCUUCCCAGCCAGAGUCAAACGAGUCUCCUUCAGCAUCAACCUGGACUGGCUCUGACUCCACAGUUUUUCUCCGAUGUUCCUCUGAUUCAGGCUAUGAGUCGCUCCGGUCUGGCGGGACCGUCGAUGGAGAACCACAUGGACAUGUCCCACCUGCAGAUGCCCAAACACAUGUCAGUCCCCCCGCAGGAAGAAGCCAGUGAUCUGGAGGAACUGGAGCAGUUUGCUAAAGCGUUCAAACAAAGACGCAUCAAACUGGGCUUCACGCAGGGAGACGUUGGCCUUGCGAUGGGAAAACUGUACGGGAACGAUUUCAGCCAGACCACGAUCUCUCGCUUCGAGGCUCUCAACCUCAGCUUCAAGAACAUGUGCAAGCUCAAACCUCUGCUGGAGAAAUGGCUGAGUGACGCAGAAAACUCACCUUCUGACCCGAUGAGCAACCCUACCUCUCUGCCGCCUCUGAUUGAGGGCUACGGACGCAAACGGAAAAAGAGGACGAGCAUCGAAACGAACAUCAAGAUGACUCUGGAGAAACGUUUCCACGAUAACCCCAAGCCCAACUCUGAGGAGAUAACCCAGAUCUCAGAGCAGCUGUCCAUGGAGAAGGAGGUGGUUCGAGUUUGGUUCUGUAAUCGGCGUCAGAAGGAGAAGAGGAUCUACUGCCCGGUGUCAAAUUUAUCCGUCAAAUCGCACAGCUACAACUCCAGAAUGGCGUCAGCAUCUAGAUCCUACAGCCCUCUGGCUUCAGGCGGAGUUUCAUCAAAUUCCUCUCCGAACAGCGUAAGCCGUGAAGCUUCUCCCAACAGUCUGUCAGCUGUCUCCGCCUCUUUAACGUCUCAGGUCAACCAGGCUUCCUACAGCACACCAGGGUCCUGGUACCGCGCAUGGAACCCGACUGCAUAUCAUCACUGAGAAACACGAACUCGUAUCGUACGAAGCUUGUGAAGAUUGUUUUUGUUUGACACUGAAGACGUGACGCAGUAACACAAUACGAGACUAUAAAACCUUAGACGGACCCAUAAGACAAAGCAAGCAGCACGAGCAGAGGACCGGAGUCCCGGCGGCCUCCAGCUGUUUGAUUUGUGUGCGUGUGACUCUUUACUCUCGAAGAACACAGAAAAAUACACACACGAAAAAAAAACAACCAAAAAAAGCACAGGUGGGAUUGUAAGCCGAUACGUUUGUGGCUGUCAAGACUCAAUUAACCUUUUUGAAUGUUGAAGGAUUCACUAAGAGUGUGAGCCGAGAUGUUCUUUACGCCAUCUUCACACGGGGGGCUGCGACUAUCUCAGCUGUUGCUGUUUUAUUAUAUGUUUCUAUGUUCAUAUUAUAGUUUGUGUUUGUGUUGCCCAAUUUGACGCAAUCCUAACAUUGCGUACUGCUAGCCUGUCUAUAUGAAUACCAGUUUAAAAAAAAAGUUUGGACACACUUUCCCAUUCACUUCAAUGCGACAGCGCGUCCAACAGUUUGCACACUCACGAUGCUGAUGAAGCAGACUAGCUUUUGGUUGUUGUUGAUUUUUUUUUUUUCAUGUUAAACUUACUAAAUAAUAACUAAGGAUGUGUUUUUUUUCUGAACUUAAACUUUGAUUGUUGCUUAUUUAGUCAAUAAUUUAUAGAAAUACUUAGAUAGACCUAAUUUUCUGAAGCUCAAAACAAACAUUUAAUGAUCCAGGAAGCAGUUUGCCACUAAAGUCUAAACUGUUAAUAGCUCUUCUGAAUGGCUGCAGACGACUGCCUCCCAGACCUCUCUCCAAGAAUAACUUUUGUAUGACUUUAUAGUUUCGGUGUGAGGAAUUGUAAAAAUAUGCAAACAUUUUGGUGCAAACUUUUGGACAGUCUCUCCUCGAAGGCAAUCGUGUGACGUUUGUUUGUACACACAGAAAGUGGGUUUAUGCCCCGUUCACACAUACAAACACUAGAGGAACCUGCAACCUGGAGGUCCAACCUUCUCCAUUCUUAAAGGUCCAGUGUGUAGCUACUUUAAAAAUACCUUGGCAAAGUCUGUUGGGGAAAAAACAGCGGGACAACCAGGCGAUUAAAUACGAGUUAACUACAAGAUUCAAGCUCCGUAAUUCCCUCAUAGUCCAACAUCUAGUUAGCUAGUUAACCUAUUUACCGGCAUAGUAAAUGGCAUCAAAACAGAAAGAAAGUGGUAAAACAGCCCAAAGGAAAAUGUUUCUCGCAAUACAUUUAAGAUCUAUAGUCAGAAAAGUAAUAUAAUAUUCAUAGAUAUGUUUUCAUUAGUGUAUAAUCACCUGAAAGUAGGAAUUGUUGUGUUUUUGUUACCUUAGAAUGAGUUUAUUAUCUACAGAGGGCGCAGGUCCUCUUUUAGGACCGCCAUAUUUCUACAGUAGCCCAGAACUAUUUUUAUUUUCUCCUACACGCUUGGAAGGCUGAGCUGUAUUCAAAUGGUUGCAAUCUGCAACUAGACCACUAGAUGCCACUAAAGCCCCUUAUGUGCUGAAUCUUGACACAACCAAUCACGCUUGUUUUGAUGCCCCGAAGACACAAAAGCAGUUUUCCAACUCAGCCAGGUAAAAGCACUUAAAAAAGGGGUAAAUCCAUUCGACGGCUACUUUAAUUAGUCAUUAUACAACUUUUACAAGCUGCUUUAAUAAGAAAAACAAUGUGUGAAAAUAACUGUGUUUUAAUGGUAAACACACUCACAAGCUUCAUGCUGGAGGAAACCUGCGUACGUGUCUGUAUGUGUGAACGCUGUAAAGUUCAAACCCUGACCACCUUCACACACCUGCAGUGUGUUUGAUGUCAGGUUUGAUGUCUGGUUAAAGGGGCUGGUGAUAUUGUGUAAUUUUGUCAACAAAUUCCACGAAAAGACCAAAACCAAUGAAGAAUAUUUAGUUUGAGGAUUUCUCUUUGUGCUCAUCUGUCCUCAUAGACAAGCCAAUGAGUUGAUAUCAAUCCCGAAACCAGAUCAUUCAGACAGGAGUUCCAGUCCAAGCUCAGAACAGUUUAAACUUUUUUGUUUGUCUGAUAAAAGAAGAUCAUCUAAAACAAAACAUUUGGCGUGAUGAGGCGUCUGCAUGAGCGCAGCGAGCUUCUUUGUUCUCAGAGUUUGCCACAGGUGAGCCAAUAAAGACACUCUUUAGUCUCUGGCCACUGCAGGAAGCAGGCAGGUAGAGGAGUGCAAGCGUAGGAGGGGAUUUUCCCACAACGACCAACCGCCAUGUUUCCAUCCAGAUGUGUCGCAAAUUUUAGUUGAAUUUCAAGUAAUUCGACAAAGGAAAAUACAGGGAAAUCAUCGGGAUAAGCCAAGUCAAGGCAAUAUUUGGAGAAACUUUCAUUAUUACAGUUACAGAAACCCGUUUCCCGUCACACUGGCAGAAAUGGGUUUCCAUAAAAUGUUCACAACAUCAGAACUUACUCAGAAAGUGUUUCCAUCUCACAUUAAGAGCCUUUACUCCUUUACCAAAAAGGCAACAACCACCUCAAGCAACUUCCAUCCACCUUUUCUAACACGAUACUUCAAAAUGUACUUCAAACAACGUUGACCCUCAGUUCUCUUUCGCUACCAUGUCUGUGUCCAUCGGCUCCUUCUCACAAUGUAAAUCUUCAUAGUUUCACUUUAAAAAGGGCUCAGUAAUUUCCUUAAAACAGCUGGGCGCUGCACUUUUUAGCAAACACAUCUCAAACAGGGGUAAACUUUGAAUUUGUUAGGGACUAUUUUCAGCAGCGGAUUAACACACAUUUGGUGCUUUAGAGUAUUUCCAGCAGCAGGGACGAUGUAUGUGUGAUUAGAGCUAGUAGAAUCGAUUCAUUUGUUUUGGUGUUUUUCUUCAGAUUUGUUGACAAAAAUACAGAAUCUGAGACUUUUCCUCCAAGUGGAUGAGAGAAGCUGCUGCUGGUCCGAUCCAGAGCUUCAGCUGGAGACUUGUUGUUGGGGCUUCUGUUUACUUUCCCUUGUUUCCUGCUGCAGGUUGUCGUUGUGUAAAACUGCCUUUCAGACCUCAGGUGGAGGUCUGACUACUCCUGUUUGUUUGGUUGUUUAGUGACCUUUGAGUGUUUAUCUGAUUUUAUUUUAAACAAACAUUUUGCAGUGGUACGAAACUCACCCAUUAAAUAAAACCAACCACUAUAAUCCUUUAGUUAUAAUGUUAUAUAAUGUUACAGCGGGCACUUUUUAAAAUGAAACAGUGCCGUAUGAUCCUCUGAGUCUCAGGGAAUCAGUUGUCUUUACCUUAUUAACUUGUAUUUACUGCAAUUAAACAGAGGAUGUGUUUCAUGA
This is a messenger RNA of Dicentrarchus labrax (European seabass), 4802 nucleotides long. It is a transcript of the gene pou2f3, whose product is annotated as POU class 2 homeobox 3. Gene Ontology annotation, cellular component: nucleus. The record is from RefSeq and is a predicted model, not a curated record. Gene Ontology annotation, molecular function: RNA polymerase II cis-regulatory region sequence-specific DNA binding; DNA-binding transcription factor activity, RNA polymerase II-specific. NCBI's taxonomy places the organism in Eukaryota, Metazoa, Chordata, Actinopteri, Moronidae. Gene Ontology annotation, biological process: regulation of transcription by RNA polymerase II. The coding region runs from base 228 to 1469 and encodes 413 amino acids. The transcript is spliced from 12 exons.